GCAGGAAGAAGGGAGGGGAAGGUUACCUACCAAAUCUCCACACAAGCUUUCUCUAUCUUUCUCUCACACACACACACCCCAACUUGGUCAAAGUCCCCUCCUUUUAUACUCCUCACAGAUCCUCCUCCCUUGCCUUCCUCUUCUCCUUGUAUUCUCAUCUCUUCUUUCCCUCUCCCUCUGUCUCUCAUAUGCAUAUAGACAUCCAUACAUAGACAGGCAUCAUCAUGGGAAGGUCGCCUUGCUGCGAGAAGGCCCACACGAACAAAGGAGCAUGGACCAAAGAAGAAGACCUACGUCUAACCGAUUACAUCCGUAAACACGGCGAAGGCUGUUGGCGUUCUCUUCCCAAAGCUGCCGGAUUGUUGCGUUGCGGCAAGAGUUGCAGGUUGAGAUGGAUAAAUUACCUUCGACCCGAUCUCAAAAGAGGAAAUUUCACCGACGAAGAAGAUGAGCUCAUCAUCAAGCUCCACAGCUUGCUGGGAAACAAAUGGUCUGUGAUCGCCGGAAGAUUACCUGGAAGAACAGACAACGAGAUCAAGAAUUACUGGAAUACUCACAUUAAGCGGAAGCUUCUCAGCCGUGGGAUCGACCCUCAGACCCACCGUCCGAUCAACGAACCUGCCGCCGUCACAGAUUCCAACACGGCGUCGUCUCAGAGAACUCCGGCGGCUCCUCCCCAAAACGCCGCCGUUCCGUCCACCUUCCCAAAUGUGAACGGCUUCACCUCCGACGCCAUUUCACCCAAAUCGGAAUCUUCCUCAGACCACGGAGCCACCACAAGCGGGACGACCACCGACGAAGAUCUCCGGCAAAACGGCGAGUGUUAUUACAGUGACAAUAUUAACUCCGGACGCGAGGAGCUGAAUCUGGAGCUCACACUUGGGACCGGGUCGACCCGGUGGGUGGAGUCGGGUCGGAUCACGGGUGUGGGCUCGUCGGCGGAGUCGAAGCCUUGGUGGGUCCACUGACCUGACCGCCGCGAUGGCGGCGCGUGGAGUUUGUUUGUGGCUGUAACACGUGACCCUUGACGGGAUUUGCCAAACGGCAAAAUGGGUUCUUCAGAAUCUGUAGAAAAUUUGUCUCUAUCACAAGUUUUCAGCAAAUCGAUUGCAGAUGUUAUGUAAACAUGCAAAUCGGUCAAUUUUUAAAUCAAUUUUUUUUGUUAUUUUCGCUCCAUCAGUGUUAAUAAUGACAUUCUCUCUUAAUGCAUAUUAUUCAUAA
Messenger RNA from Tarenaya hassleriana, 1221 nucleotides. RefSeq names its product transcription repressor MYB6-like. The record is from RefSeq and is a predicted model, not a curated record. Bases 225 to 968 code for a protein of 247 amino acids. The transcript has 3 exons. NCBI's taxonomy places the organism in Eukaryota, Viridiplantae, Streptophyta, Magnoliopsida, Brassicales, Cleomaceae.